Messenger RNA from Trypanosoma rangeli, 315 nucleotides. RefSeq lists its product as uncharacterized. Bases 1 to 315 code for a protein of 104 amino acids. The transcript has a single exon. Lineage: Eukaryota; Euglenozoa; Kinetoplastea; Trypanosomatida; Trypanosomatidae. The record is from RefSeq and is a predicted model, not a curated record.
AUGUUGCCCUCAGGCCGCCUCACGUUCUCCUCCCCACCUUGCGUUCAGCGCAGCACCGUGUCGUCGCUGGAGGACUUCCGCGUGAUGUACGUCAUGUACAGCGUGAUGAGAACCAGCAGAAUGCAGAUGGGGAUGGAGGGGCCGGGUUUGGGCGUCGGCUUCGGCCUGAGGCGCCGCUUGCUCAGUGUGAGCUUGCGCUGGAGACCCACUGCGGUGGUGGUGUACGCGGCGGCCGGAAUUCGCACCCCACACCGCACCAUCGCCCUCAUCGCAGCCGGCGCCAACAAACGCAGCGUGCCUGCGGCCAUGUGUUGA